This is a messenger RNA of Rotaria socialis, 1662 nucleotides long. NCBI's taxonomy places the organism in Eukaryota, Metazoa, Rotifera, Eurotatoria, Philodinida, Philodinidae. The record is from the annotation of a GenBank genome assembly.
AUGGUAAUUAAUUCAAAUUCGACGGUUCAACUUGAAAAUAUUCAUGCGGUGAUACCAUCAAAUCGUAGUCGGCCACAAUCAGUUCCAAAUUUAUCAUCUAGAUCACCGAAAAAUUCACCAAAUCGUUCUCAUAAAGAAGGAAAACAACAUGUUUAUCGUCAAAAAUUUAUUAUUGACAAACCGCCAUUUCACAAUUUUGCUUCCGCAUAUAUUAAUCCAUAUCGUUCUUUAACACCUAUUAUAAUCAAUCAAAACCCUCGUCAUCGUUUGAAAAUUAGAAAACAUUUAAAGCGAAAACAUAAAAAACAAGAAAUAUCAAAUAAUUCAACGCAUGAACAAGAAAACGAAAGUGAAGAAACUUUAUUUACAGCACAACUUAUUCAGAACACAAAGCCUAUUGAUUUAUGGCCGUCAGAUCCAAACAGUUUCGAUAUGGAAUUUAUACGUCAACGUCAAAUGGCUAUUGAUAAUGCAUCAUAUCGUGAAACAAUUCAUUCGUGGAAACCUCCAUCACUUGAUCAUUUGACUGCAUUAAUUAAAGACUUAAUAACAGACAAAAAUGUUAUUGAACAAGUUUGGAUUAUCUUCUAUUGGAUUUCUCAAAAUAUUCUCUAUGAUGUUGAUCCUGAUCGUGAAAUUUUUAAACAGAAACCUGAUGAAAUUUUUCAUUCACGUCAAACUACCUAUGAAGGUUAUGUUGCAUUAUUUAAAACCUUAUGCAAUAAUAUCAGUAUAAAAUGUAUUGACAUUCCCGGUUAUGCAAAAGACUUUCAUUUUAAGAUAAAUCAAUCAACAUUUCCGCAUAUUAAUCAUAUUUGGAAUGCUGUACAACUCAACGGUAAUAAUUGGUAUCUUAUUGAUUCAGUUUUCGGCAGUGGAUACAUUGACAAUAAAUAUCGAUAUAAAAAACAUCUUAAUAUCCAUUAUUUUCUAACUCGUCCAGAACAUAUGAUUUAUAAUCAUUUACCAGAAGAUUCUCAAUGGCAAUUUCUAUCAAAACCUAUUUCUAUGUUCAAUUAUUUUUGUUUACCAUAUUUGCAUUCAUACUAUUUUAUUUUUAAUCUUACAAUUAUUUCGCCAAGAUUUUCUAGUAUGGUUCUUUUCGAUAAAUACCAAUCGUAUGCUGAAGUAUUAAUUCAAGCCCCCAAUGAUAUUCAAUUAUCAUGUUCAAUCAAAAAUGAUAAUAAAAGCACUUGUCUUUCGCAAUAUGAUAGUAAUCGUCAACUUUGGCAAUGUUUAUUUGCACCGUAUAAAAAUGGCUUUCAUACUUUAAUUAUCUAUGCCAAUCGUUUAGUAGUAUCCAGUAUGUUAAUUAAUGUUAUUCAAUUAGGUCUUGAAGUAUCAUCGAAAGAUUUUAUUCGAAAAAAAGUAUUACCAACAACUUAUCGAAAAUUUAUUGAAAAUAAAUGUCAAAUAUUUUCACCCCUGGAUGCUGUUCUUAAAUCUGGAACGAAAAUAACGAUUCAUUGUCGUAUUCCUAAUGCACUCUAUGUAAGAAUCUCACUUGAUGGAGUUUGGUUAGAAGAAAUUGCGUUAAAAAAUGAGAUAUUCAAACAACAAAUUACGGUACCGGAACGAGAAAUAAUUGUAUACGCUCAAUUUAAGAAUGCACAAUUAACACAUACAUAUAAUGGACUUGUUCGAUAUUUAGUAGAAAAAUAA